GUCUCUUGCUUCUCUGAUAAAAAAGACCGAACUUUGAAGGAUUUAAUACUGAGUCAUGGUUAGAACCUCUCUAAAUACCUCUUUAAGCAAGAGGAGGUUAAGGAAAUCCAAAGGCCCAAGCGAAGAUAGGCUAAGCGAUUUACCGGACGAGUUGUUAUGUCGAAUCCUCUCUGAGUUAUCAACGAAGGAUUCAGUACGCACCAGCCUUUUGUCAAAAAGAUGGAGAAAUAUCUGGUUAAGUGUUCCGGUUUUGGACUUGGAUACCAGAACAUUUCAAGAUGAUGAUUACCUCUUUUUGGAAUUCCUGGAUAGUUUUUUGGAGUCAAACAAAGAGCAAGACAUAAAGGAAUUCAAGUUGAUUUAUGAUGCUGGUGAGCAUUGUGAUUCUGAUUUUGUGUGGCGGAUUGAUGAUGUGGUUAAGCGUAGAGUUUGUCAUCUAACUGUUCUGAAUCGGAUAAAUGGUGAUGAUGCACUCGUUAGAAUGCCUCUCUCCCUUUAUUCAUGUGAGACAUUGAAGACUUUAACUCUCUAUUGUGUUGUCUUGGAUAAUCCCAAAUCAGAAUUGGUAUCUUUACCUUGUGUCAAGAGUAUGCAUCUAGAGGCAGUCAAGUUUGAUGGAAAAAAGGUUCUAGGGACUCUCAUAUCAAGUUGUUCGGUUCUCGAAGAGUUAAUCAUAGUCACACAUCCUGGUGAUUAUUUAGAAGAAGUAUGUGUGCGCUCUCAAUCACUAAAGAGCUUUGAAUUAGAGUCCACACCUGGUGACGGAUAUGAAGAAUAUGAACGCCAACUUGAUCCUGAAGUUGUAAUUGAUGCUCCGAGACUUGAGUAUAUGAGUAUCAGUCGAUACCUAUCUACAAGCUUCAAAAUAGACAGCAUUGGCUCAUAUGCAAAAGUGAACAUUGAUGUUACCUUUGAUGUGGACUAUGGUGAUCCAGAAAAGAUAGCUAUGAUCUACAAUUUUCUCAUUGGGAUUUCUCUUGUCCAUGAAAUGAUCAUCUCUGCUCAAACUCUCGAGGUGAUCCAUGUUCUCUCGAAGCUAGAACCGUUACCUCGGUUCCCUAACUUGUCUUGCUUGGAUGCUUCGUUCAUCAAAUCUUUUUGGAAAUUGUUGCCAACCUUUCUUGGUUGCUGCAUGAAUCUACAAUCCUUCGUAUUGGAAUUUGACUCCCUUCCCGAGAGAGAUGAGAUGAAAGUUUCAUAUGUACCUGAAUGUUUCUUAUCAUCUCUUGAGUAUGUUAACCUCUUCACACCAACCACCGUCACAGAGCCGAUGAAUCUACCAAUCUACUUUGUGAGAAACUGUGCAGUCUUGAAGGAGCUUGUGUUAAAUGAGAGUUUCAGUAACAUGAUCAGAAAAAUCAAAAGGAUUCCAAGAUUGUCUCAAAGGUGUGAAGUUCUCGUGGGAACACCAACUUACGAAGAUGUCUCUCAUAAACACGAUUUAUUAUCAAUUAUGUAUCCAUAGUUAGCUAGUAAUCAUGUGUAGGGCGUUUUGGUUUUUGUUUUUGUGGAUAAGAAAUCUGAAGCCAUAUAUGAUCUUAAGUGUGAAGGC
This is a messenger RNA of Eutrema salsugineum, 1552 nucleotides long. Its product is annotated as F-box protein At1g60400. Gene Ontology annotation, molecular function: protein binding. The transcript is spliced from 4 exons. The record is from RefSeq and is a predicted model, not a curated record. Lineage: Eukaryota; Viridiplantae; Streptophyta; Magnoliopsida; Brassicales; Brassicaceae. Bases 56 to 1465 code for a protein of 469 amino acids.